This is a messenger RNA of Podospora pseudocomata, 4184 nucleotides long. RefSeq lists its product as uncharacterized. Bases 1 to 2466 code for a protein of 821 amino acids. The transcript is spliced from 2 exons. NCBI's taxonomy places the organism in Eukaryota, Fungi, Ascomycota, Sordariomycetes, Sordariales, Podosporaceae. The record is from RefSeq and is a predicted model, not a curated record.
AUGUGCCAGGGUGGAAGUCGAAGCCCACGCCGUUUCGACCGAUCGACAACAAUCAAUCCCAUUCGCGUUGUCAUCUCACAAACCACAAGGUCAGAGUCCAACGAGAUGGCUUCAUCCGCCGACAUGGCGUCGACCUCCUACUUUGGUCGGCCCGUAGCCAAGCACCGGCUUGCCACCGACUUCGACCUGCUUGUCAAGUGGUCCCGGGUCCUUGGAGCACGCCCGGAGAACCCCUCCUGCAUCCUGUCGCAGCUCUCUAAGGAAGACCAAGCUGCCCUGUUCUCUCCAUCAUUCGAGCAGUUCCGCAUCGUCGACGACGCGUCGGAGGGUCCCAAGAUUGAGAUCGUCCAGAACAAGCUGUACGAGCGACUUGGACUCGCACCUAUGGAUCCCGACCUGGCCGCCAUGAUGGUCUCUGACAACUACAAGCGUUCCGAGAAGUCUUUGUGCGAUGUCGCCUGCCACCUGCGUGACGCCGAGGAGGAGUCUGGCAUUCUCUACGACUUUUGCCUCCAGAAAGCCAAAAACGCGGGCUGGACUGACUACGAAGCUCACCAGUACGCCAAGAUGUACCGGUCCAGGCAUUUCGUUCACAUUGUGCGCCGCCGGCAACAGGAGAUCAGAGACGAGAAGCGCAAGCUCACCAUUCCCGGCUAUACCCCUAUUGAGCGGGAUUUGAUCCCUGUGAUUGAAGACCCUCUUGAAGCUGCCUCAACCACUGGGCUGCGGUCGUACUUUGCUGGCCUUCCCGAGGCCACCUCGACCCUGGCAUCUGUCCGUCUUGCAGAGAAUGGCCCUCCCGCCUCAGCGUAUGCCGGCCAGACUCACGACCUUCAACAAACACCAGUUUCUGCGCCUACCAGCAAUGUGGGAUACAUGCAGGCCGCCCGUCACGAGUACCAUCCAUCAUUUUCUCCUCACGUCACCACAUCAGUUGUCGAUCAGUUGCGACUUGAAGACAUUCAGCUGUACCAGACGCCGUCGCCCGUUGGCGAGCACUCUCAGGCGAAUGCCACCCCUUUCACCCCAUCACCCGCUCCCAUGACUACGAAGGCCUCCUACUCUGGUUAUGUCUCGGGCGCCAGCGACACCUCCAUGGAGGCUCAAGCAUCUGACAACUCAGGCCAGUUCUCCGACGCAUCUUCUGCUGUUACAGAGAUGCCUGUGUAUGCUGCAGAUGACGACGAUUAUGAUGACGCCGACGGCGGCGCCUUGUUGCCCAGAGACCUUGCUGAGUCGCUUGGAAUCCCCUCUCAGAUCCCUUACUCCUCACAUGUCACUCAACAACCUGUCUUUCAAACAAUGCCCACAGUUCCGCUGGGAGCCCUCUUGGGUGCCGGUCUGAGCGGAUACUGGCUUCCCGUGUACGCCGCUUCCGAUGUCGCUGAGAACGGAAACCAAAAUUCCCCUGCGUUUCAGUUCCCCCCUCUGAACGCUCCUGCCAAUACCGAGUGCAACAGCCCCGACCUUGUGCUCACCACCACUACUCAGUUUGGUGAUACCCAGUUGACGACUUUGCUGACUCCUGCCAAGGGCCCGCGGAAUUCCUUGUCUGAGAAUGUCAAGGUGACCCAGUACCCUGAGUCUCGACAGCAGCUGUGGAACGGAAUGACAUGUUACGAUGUCCCCUCAUCUGCCCUGGGCUUUUUGAAAAAGCAUCAGAUUCUUCCGACGUACUGGACCACCAAGCUGGGCAAGGAGCGCUUUCUGCGACACAAGUUCAGCGAUUUGAAGCACGCAGAUGCCAAGGUCAUGCGUGACAAAACCUUGGGCAAGGUUGCUCGCAAUCCUGUCUACAUUGUCGUCGACUUGUCCAACAUCAUUAUUGGCUUCUACGACAAGAUGAAGGAGAAGCGUGGCAUUCCCCUUGGCAGGCGCGUUAUUGCCCCUGCCUUCAGCUUCAAUAACUUCGACACGCUGCUUGCCCGCGAUCGGAGUGUCGGGAAGCGUAUUCUUGCCGGAUCACUUGGAAGCGCCACCAAGUCUUUGCCAAGCCAUGUCAAGCAAGCUGGCGCCAUAGGCUAUGAUGUUAACCUUUUGCAUCGGGUGUCCAAGCCAGUUUCGCCGCGUAAGAUGCGAGCGGAUCUUCAGUCGGACACUUCUAACGAUGACGACGACCUCUUUACCGGCCCCAUGAAGCUGGGCGAGCAAGGUGUCGACGAGGUUCUCCAUCUCAAGCUUCUUCAGCUUGAUUUUGAUCACAAGCCUGGCACCAUUUGUCUGGGCACUGGCGAUGCUGCGUCUGCCGAGUACUCUGACGGUUUUUUGAAGAACAUUGAGCGUCUCCUUGAGCGCGGCUGGCGUGUCGAGUUGUACGGAUGGGCUCAUAACAUUUCCUUUGCCUGGCGCGACGAGUUUGAGACCAAGUGGGCUGAUUUCUUCAAGAUCAUUGAGCUGGACGAGUUCUGUGAGGAGCUUUUUGACAUGACCGUUGAGUCCAUCCCGGACUUCAAACCGGCCUUUUAACCUCCCCCACGAGAAUCUUGUCAGCUCGACUGACUGAAUGGUCUUACCGACCGGCAUCGAUUCUACGAUCUUCAGCCUAUUUUUUUGGCCUCUGUUCGCAUCUCCCGGCGUUCUGUACAACAUCAUUUCUUCGGCUCUCUUUUCUGCUAGAUCUAUUGUCCAUGACUCGAUCUGGUGGUCUUCUCUGCGGCCCUCUGCUAUGUUGCGAAUUUCCACUCAGCGACACUUUCAAUUUCGCAGUCUUUUGUCUCCAGACUGCUAGCCCAUGAGUACGGAACACCACAACAGCAGCAAUGGCUACCGCGACAACACAACCGCAGGCCAAACCAUCAUUUUGAGAGCAUCCUCUCGCGCACAUUCACACUUUUCGACUCGUCAUGAGUGCGACGAUAACACGAUAACAACAAAAAACAACAACAAAACGACUGAUGACUAUAUGAUCUGGUUUCACGAUGGAAUGAUGGAUUUCGACGAGAAUAGGGUUUGCCUUCCAGACCAAGGCUUGCUUUCUGUUUCUGUCGACAACCUCCCACAUCGAGUUCACCCUGCCUCAGCACACGGCCGGAUAUACGACACUUUGAACAGAAUUGAGCCUUCUCAAACGGUACAAUUCUGUGGCGCUGCCUAACCUUCCCGGUUUUCAUUUUCUUUUUGGGGGGGAGGUAUUUUGACGGCGCAACACGAUAAACACCAAGAAUAAUGGUUGGGCAUGGGUCAUAUGGGAAACAUGGGAGUUUUCGCGGCAUUUCAUAAAGAUACCCCGGCAUCUUCUUUUUCGGAAAGGAUUCACCGCAUUUCCACCUGGGCGCAGUUUUCCCUUCUUGGUGGUCUUCUGUUUCUUUCCAUUGUUUCACGGAUGGAUGGCGCACCUGUUUUUCUUCCUCCUCUUGGCAGGCACCCUUGGGUUGCGGACGAUAGAUGGAUCCCCUCAUACACGGUCUUGAUGAUACCGGAUUUUCACGAUUGAAGGAUUUUCACGAGGUGGUGAAGGAGGACAUCGGAAACGACUUUUUUUGAGGGCCCAAGGUCACACAGAGCGAUGGAAGGCAUUCUGGGCAUUUUCACGGCAUGAAGCGUACUCGGAAUUACACAUGCGGUAUGCGACACACGAUAACGGGUUUUAUGGAGUUUUUAUGGGCUUUUUAUGGGUUUUUAUGGGUUCACGGAUAUCACGAGGAGGAAAUGGGUAUUAUGAAGAAGGAUUUCUCCGAUAGUGUUUUUUAUUGGCUGGCCCCUUGGGGUUAUCGUCUUGUUAUCCUUCGAAUGAUCUGAUGGUAGCAUUUGUUUCCCAACAUGGAUAGGAGAAUUCUUCGGUUUUAUUUUUAUUUUCUUUCUUGUUCUUUGUGUUAUGGCACUAUGGUUAUGGCGCUUGGUCAAUGGUCAGCAUGAGGAAGAUUCAUGACAGCGAGGUGGUUUGUUUGCUUUUUGAAGCACAGCGUAUUGUGUAUAUGGACUAUGAGCAUGGCACUGGCUUGACAUGGCGUUGCGAGCAUACACUUGGGAUUGGAGGUGAAGAAUAGCGUCAUGCUUCGUGAGGGUGGUGCUUGAGUGGUGAAGUAGUAGAUAUGGGAUAUCAAUAUACAUCAUGGUUGGGGGACUUUUUGGUAGUCUUCAUGGUCGUGAUGGAGGUGAUGGUGUGGUGAAGCUGUUCUUUGGGUCUGGCCCGUGAGCUGAUAUGUAUGUGCCCUGUGAUGUGGUAUAUACUUGUCAUUCCUCCG